UUUGCACUUGGUGGAUGUCUAUUACUGAGCAUUUUACUAAACGUCGUUUUUUUAUGCGUAAAAUACAAUCAUCGGAAGAGGACACCAGAAGCACCACCUCAAAAAUCACCGAGUCCUGUCAAUAUUCCAAUGGAAGAAGUUGAGCUGCCACCAGAGCAAUCGCCUCUAUACCAGGAACCGCGUUAUCCGGAUUUUGAAGUUUUCUCGGAAAUAGAAGAGGAGGAAUACGUCAUACCCCCCACGUCACAAACAGAAACCGUAGAGGUCUACGGUGAGCCUAAGACACCUUCACAAAAUCCUGGGGAUGCUGAUUUUCAUGAGAAUAAACUAGGGGAUCCUCAAAGUAACAGCGAAGGUAUGGAUGAAGAUCAGUAUCCGGAAUACGAAAAUAUGGAAAACAAUUCUUUACCAGCGAUUGCUAUGACUCCACUAAAUUCCACUAAAGACCAUCCACAUGAAUGAUGUAAUUUCUCGUUAACACAUCUCAAGACGAACGUGGAUGGCAUCCAGGUUUAAUGAAACGUUCGUGUUAGAGUGAGCCUUAGUGUAGAAAUCAUGCGGAGUUUAGUUCAGAGUUUAGUUAAAAGUGGUUAAUUAGUGUCGGAUUUUAUUGUUUUAACUAUCUACAACUAACAUUCUACAUACUGAUGCUAGCCAUAUUGAAAACCUCUCUUCAGUGCCAGCUACAACAGUUUUGACAGUCUCAAACAUGCAAGUCCGUUAACGAACUCCCUUCAUGCUUGACUAUAACUGUUUAGUGUUUGUCUGGGGUUCGUUGUACAUUACACCGUUGCCACUACCUCAGACGUGUUUGAAUCUUCUUUACCAAGCUUAAGCAGAUGUACUACGAGGUGCUCGUCGUUAUGUUUAAUUUUCCUUAAUUAUACUUAUGUAGUUUUUUGGGUAUAUGGGUAUUAGAAUAGAAAGUACAGCUCUUUAAAAUCAGAUGUUCUGGUUGGCAAAUGUUUUUUGAAUAAAGA
Molecule: messenger RNA, 980 nt
Organism: Dendronephthya gigantea
Lineage: Eukaryota; Metazoa; Cnidaria; Anthozoa; Malacalcyonacea; Nephtheidae
Exons: 3
Coding region: 130-462 (110 amino acids)
Source: RefSeq, a predicted model, not a curated record